AUGCCCCGCAAGACCAGCGGCUGCUGGACAUGCAGGGCUCGCAAAAAGAAGUGCGACGAGGCCCGCCCGGCCUGCUCAUCUUGUAGAUUACGUUCGAUAACAUUCUACGGCUAUGAUGCAAAGCCGGUUUGGAUGGAUGGCGGUCCAACCGAGAAGAACAUGAUGGGCACCCUCCAGCGACGCAUCAAGGAGAGUUACAGACUACGGCGCACUCGAAGGUGCAAAACCACCGCUGCCAAUAACGACUCUCUCUGCAACUAUGACUCUAGCUCAGGGGCUGCAACUGGUCGGUCUUUCGUGGAAUCCCCGUCGCCAGAUUCAUCAUCAUGGACCCAGCGGAGCUCAAUCUUGAUGCUGGACAGAUCUUCCCAGCGGCUACAACGCACCACACCUCCAUACGAUCGAGAUUGCUGUCUUGCGAUCAGAAAGUCUCAUGAGCCUAGAAGAAGCAAUCUCGGCUUGCUCUAUUCUAACUCGACAUACAUAUCGAAUCGAUGCAGCACUGACCCUAGCCCUCCUUCCUUUGCGCCCAUCUCGUUUACCGAAUCCGAACUCAACCUGAUUAUGUAUUACUUAGAUCACAUUUUUCCACGUGUUGCUCCCUUCUUCAAAUACUCGGCAGCAGACAAUGGUCGAGGGUGGCUUCUCAACCUGUUUCUACGCAUCCGACCCCUAUACACCGCGGUCGUUUGUCUGAGUGCGUGUGACAAAGCACAAUUCCUCCUUGGACCGCUUACUGAUGUUCCCCAACCUUACCACGACCUGGAGAUGCAGCAUCUGCAAAGUGUGGCUGAUCUGCGCGACCAUCUCGACCAGUUGGCCACAAAGACAGGUGCUAGUCAGAUGGCAGCCGGGGUUGAGGCGCUCGUGUGUAUCAUUCACCUCAUAUUUUUUGAGCUCUGGAUUCCCAGGAGAGGUUUUGGGGUCAGCGAUUGGACAAUGCAUCUCGACGCCGCCAGCGCUCUUCUGUCAACUCUUGAUGUUGCCUCGAACUCAAUCAUCCCAGGCAAAGGAAAUACAACGCCUAUACCAGCAUCCCCGUCUGAAGGGUUUGACGACUCUAUCCGAACCGAUAUCCCCGUCCACCUCCUCUCUGACAGCGAACAGUCUGCUUUCACCUUUUUCCUUGAUUGGUAUACUUACGUCUUUGUCUGUGCUACCGCCACCUUCGGAAUGACUCCGCAAUCGGCUCAAGCUAUUGGCCGCAUCAGAGCUAUCUAUCAGCCCGAGAAGGACAAGCUCAGGGACCUGCGUGGGUGCGAGGACUGGGUUCUCCUCACCAUUCUCGAAAUCGCUGUCCUGAAGGACUGGAAACAGAAAGCCUCACAGGCUGGCACACUCAGUCUACGGGAACUUAACCGCCGUGCAGCCUUGAUUGAGAGGAAACUCCAAGAUGGUGCCGCGCGAUGUGCUCGUCCUCUACGACGAUCAUCAUCGAUGCCAUCCUCAACUUCGUUUUCCAUACCUAAUGGCGGCACUCUGGGCACCAAUUCCACUUCAACUCCGUCAUCUUCAGCAUCGGCAGGUUUAUCACGGGACGAAGAAUUCCGAAUGAUUACCAGCACAUUUAUCCAUGCUGCCCUUGUAUUCCUUCACGUCGUCGUCUCGGGGUACUUCCCUAACAUACCCGAAAUUCGAAACUCUGUCCUUCAGACAUUGGCCGCACUCGAGUACAUGCGCACUUACUCGGCGCAUAACAUCCCCUCUUGGCCAUACUGUGUAGCGGGUUGUCUGGCCUUGGAAUCAGAGUAUUCACGCUUCCGUGCACUAUUUCCGCCAUUUGAAGAAGGCACGCAUCCCCUGGUCAUGACAAUGUGGACACUGGAAAUCCUAGAGGAGUGUUGGAAGACUCGAGCAUCGCAGCCAGGAGGCAGAGAGAUAUGUAGUUGGGUCGCCGCUAUGAAUCAACUAGGUACUCGGCUUUUGUUGCUUUGAGUGGCAUGCUAGCAUAUCUCUUGCAAGCCACAUGCCGACUACAUGAUCUUCUGUUUAGCAGCUAGUGACGUUGAAAUCAAGUCUACCAGACCCAGAAUCUUUUCUUCUUGGAGUCUCCGCC
Messenger RNA from Exophiala oligosperma, 2056 nucleotides. RefSeq lists its product as uncharacterized. The record is from RefSeq and is a predicted model, not a curated record. Gene Ontology annotation, biological process: positive regulation of transcription by RNA polymerase II. Gene Ontology annotation, molecular function: DNA-binding transcription factor activity, RNA polymerase II-specific; zinc ion binding; transcription cis-regulatory region binding. The transcript has 2 exons. NCBI's taxonomy places the organism in Eukaryota, Fungi, Ascomycota, Eurotiomycetes, Chaetothyriales, Herpotrichiellaceae. Gene Ontology annotation, cellular component: nucleus. Bases 1 to 1935 code for a protein of 644 amino acids.